UUUAAAAUAAUUAAAAAUUAAAGAAAACCACGAAUUCCAAAUUAAAGAGGAUUUUAUUACUUAUCUGUUCAAUAACGAUUGUAAACUUUUGAAAUUUUAAUAACUCAGUAAUAGCCAUUAAAAGUGUGACAUAAUUAAGGAAUAAAAGAGAUCAAAAGAAAUAGCUAUUUGUGUGUUUAAUAUUCAGUGAGAUCGUGUCGUCAAUAUGAAACUGAAGGAGUUAAAGAGGACUGUGAACGUGAGCUGGUCCCCGGCUGAUCAUCACCCGGUAACGCUUGUUGCCGGCUCGGCGGCCCAGCAAGUUGACGCGUCUUUCAGCUCAAGUUCAUACUUAGAACUGUAUUCGUUGAAUUUAGAAGACCCUAGUUAUGAUUUGAAACAGAUAUCCAGUUUGCAAACACAACAUAAAUUCCAUAAGAUAGAAUGGUCAGGUGCCGGAAUUAUCAUAGGAGGCUGUGAUGGUGGAUUAUUAGAGUUUUACAGUGCUGAAAAACUGUUGAACAAUGCCAGUGAUGCAUUACUUGGAAGCAGUACGAAGCAUAGUGGGCAUGUCUCCGCAUUGGAUGUCAAUCCAUACCAGAAGAAUCUGUUGGCCUCAGGAGCGUCAGAAAGUGAGAUAUUCAUAUGGGACCUGAACAACACAAGUCAACCAAUGGCUCCUGGCACUAGGAGCCAACCAUAUGAUCAUGUGCAGGGCUUGGCUUGGAAUCAGCAGGUACAACAUAUUCUAGGUUCAACGUUCGCGACAAGGUGUGUCGUCUGGGAUCUCAGAAAAAAUGAACCCAUCAUGAAAUUAAGUGACUCCCAGUCCCGCAGCCGGUGGCGCGCCGUGAGCUGGCACCCCGGGGUCGCCACGCAGCUCUGCCUCGCCUCCGAGGACGACCAGGCGCCCGUCAUACAGCUCUGGGACCUCAGGCUGGCGGCGUCCCCGGUGGUGUCGCUGGAGGGGCACGGCAAGGGCGCGCUGUCCAUGUCGUGGUGCGCGCAGGACGCCGACCUGCUGCUGUCCGCCGGGAAGGACGGCCGGGUGCUGUGCUGGAACCCGAAUACCACUAAACCGGGUGGCGAGGUGGUGGCGGAGUGCGCGGGGUCGGCGCAGUGGGUGUUCGAGGUGCGCUGGUGUCCGCGCGUGCCCGCCCUGUUCGCCGCCGCUGCUUUUGACCAGCGCCUGGCUGUGCACUCGGUGCUUGGAGGCGCCGCAGCUGAUACGAGUAGUCAGAGUCAGAGCAACAUCAUGGACUCGUUCGGCGCCGAGUCGUUCAGCCAGCUGCCGGCCGUGCGGGGCGCGCAGGGGGCGGGGGGCGGCGCGGGGGCAGGCGCGGGGGCCGGGCGGGGUGCGCUGGCGGCGCCGCCGCGCUGGAUGAAGCGCCCGGUGCGGGCCAACUUCGGGUUUGGUGGUAAACUGGUGACGUUUGAGAAGUGUCCGCAACAAGAAGGCGGCGGUCAGAGACUGGUGCACAUUAGCCAGGUGGUGAGCGAUCCGGAGAUAGUGGAGCUGGCAGCGGAAUUGGACGCGGUGCUGGGUUCGAGUCCCAGCCAAGACCCCGAGGCCAACCAGCGGCUCGCAGAGUACUGCCGACAGCGGGGCGACGCGGCAACCGACCAGAGCGAGCGAUACACGUGGUUCUUCCUGCGAGCCAACUUCCUGCCUUCCUUCCGGUCCGAAGUACUCAAUCUACUCGGGUUCAGACAAGACGAGAUCCCGUCGAAGUUCAAAACCCUGGACGUGUCUGGAGACGAAACGUCACCCGACUCGACCCUGCCGCACGUGGAGGGGCUGUCGCUGCUGGACCGCAAGCUGGCGGACGUGGAGUCGGAGCCCGCGGUCAGCGACGUGCACAUACCCAACGGCGACGAUGAGACGAGCAUGAUAUGCCGCGCGCUGGUGUGCGGCAACCUGGAGGAGGCCGUGGAGCUGUGCCUGGCGGCGGAGCGGGUGGCCGACGCGCUCGUCAUCGCCUCGCUCGUGUACGUUAUGUUCCGUGCGCAGGAGGGGCUGUCGCUGCUGGACCGCAAGCUGGCGGACGUGGAGUCGGAGCCCGCGGUCAGCGACGUGCACAUACCCAACGGCGACGAUGAGACGAGCAUGAUAUGCCGCGCGCUGGUGUGCGGCAACCUGGAGGAGGCCGUGGAGCUGUGCCUGGCGGCGGAGCGGGUGGCCGACGCGCUCGUCAUCGCCUCGCUCGGCAGCCAAGAGCUGGUGUACAAAGUGCAGAAGUACCACCUGAACCGCACGUGCGCGGAGCCGGUGUCGGCGCUGGCGGACGCGCUGCUGGCGGCGCGGUGGGGCGCGCUGCUGGCACGGACCGGCGCGCGCGCCUGGCGCAGCGUGCUGGCUGCGCUCGUCACGCACUGCGACACCGACGCGCUGCCGCACUACUGCGAAACUUUAGGGGAUAAGUUAUCCAAGGAGUCAGAUCCAGCUCUGGUGCAGGCCGCCACGAUCUGCUACCUGUGCGCCAUGAGCCCCGAGCGGCUGGCGCGGGUGUGGGGGGCGCUCCCCCCGCGCCACGCCGCGCCCCCCGCGCUCCUCGCGCACCGCGCCGCCGCCCUGCGACACGCGCAGCUGCAGUCCGGCGGUAAACUGGAGACAAUACUGAACGAGUACGCGCUGAACCUCGCCUCGCAAGGCUGUCUGCAGAGCGCCCUGCUGGCCGCGCAGGACUCCGGGUCCGACGACCUCAAGCAGCGGCUGCAGAGGGCGCUGGGCAUCACGCGAGACCCCGCGCACAAGGCCCGGGCGCCGGCGCACGGCGGGGCGCGCGGGUACGGGCGGCGCGAUGACGUCACGGCGCACUACAACUCCGCCGUCCCGCCGCAGUACGAUCCGUCGCCAUGGCAGCAGUCCACAGUCUCAGCGCACCAGUACUCGCAGCCGCCUCUAGCACCCCUCGCUCCGCAGCCUCUCGCCCCCCAACCCUUCGCCCCCCAGCCCCUAGCUCCACAGCCCCUCGUCCCCCAGCCCCCCGCCCCGCAGCCGCCCCCGCCCGCGGCCCCGCCCCGCCCCGGAAGCGUCGGGCCUACAGCUGGCGGCCUCGCGUCGCGCUCCAAGUACCGGGUGGACCCGUCCGUGCAGCCCGCGCCGCCCUGCGCCCCCUACCCCGCCCGCCCCUACACGCCCACACACCCUGCAGUCAACGGCUCCUACUACAACCCUCCAGGCGUGGAGACGGGGGUGCCCGUGGUCCCCACCCAGAACAAGCCCGCGGCCCCCGGCUGGAACGACCCGCCGAUGCUGUCAUCUAAACCUAAGGCUAAAUCGGAGACGCCCGUACCAGCUCAAGCGCCGAUAACGCAUCCGUUGUUCGGAGUGGAGCCCCCGCAGCACAUACCCUUAGCCCCCGCACCCGGGCAGUACCCCGGGAUGCAACCGGGGCAGUACCAGAGCUCACAGUUCCCGGCGGCACAACCGCCGGUCGGACAAUAUUCGAUUGUACAACAACCAAUCGGACAAUAUCCGGGAGGACAACAACACAUUGGACAAUAUCCGGGGGCACAACAACUGGAUGGGCAGUAUCCUGGGGCACAACAGCUCGGUGGACAGUACCCUGGGGCACAAUACCCGGGCGGGCAAUACCAAGAUCAGCAAUAUCAGGCUCAGUAUCCCCCACAACCACCUCCACAACAAUAUACCCCUCAGGUGGAGCCUCAGCCCGCCCCCAAGCCCCCGCUGCCGCCCCCCCUCGCCGCGCUGCAGGACACGUUCGACGGGCUCCGCGAGCAGCUCGCGCGCGCCUCCACCAGCUCGCUCGUGAAACGGAAACUGGAGGAUGUACAGAGAAGACUGGAGACCAUGUAUGACUUGCUGAGGGAGGACCGGCUGUCGGAGAGCUGCGUGUGUGCGCUGACGGAGAUGUGUGCGUGCGUGCGCGCGGGGGACGCGGGGGGCGCGCUGCGGGGCGCGGGGGCGCUGGCGGCGGGGGGCGACUUCGCGGCCGUCGCCAGCUUCCUGCCCGGACUCAAGACGCUCUUCCAGCUCGCCGCCGCCGAGCACGCGCCGCGAUAGUACCCUCCCCCCACCCCCCUCCUGCAACUAGAACACCUGCCUGCCUUUGAAGAGAAGUCCGGCGGCAAUACACUGCAUAAUUACUGUUAUCUUUAACUGUGCCCUCGAAAUGCGACUGACGAAUUCACCAAAGAUGUGCCGACGCAGAAAUCUCUUAGUUAACUCAGCUUAAUGGCCCGAAAAGAUGCAGCACGAUAUUUUCUCUUUUAAAAACAUAUUUACCUUUCCUUGUCAAAUAGUUAAAUAGAUUCUAAAUUUAAAUCUAUUUCCAAAAACAACUGGAGUCCAUGAUCAGACUGCUAGACCUACUCUUCCCUCAUACAUCUUCGAUAUUGUACGUGGCUAUGUACUUGUGUUAUUGUAAAUCAAAAUUGAACUGCUAUUGCAGGGCUUGUUACAUAAUAAUUUAAUCAAGUAAUUGUAUAACCUUAUCAAUAAAAAAUAAUCAAAGUCGAUUAUUGAGUGCGUAAUCGUCUUAUCUUGUGUUAUAUUGAAACAAACAACUGCUAAUGAAAAUAAAUAUCUCUUAUGUGAUCAAAAUCCAUAUUAUAUACGUAUAAUUCGUGUUAUAGACACUGAUGUAGGUUUGUUUGUCCAAGGGUUUUCACGCCCAGACCUACGAACUUGUCUUGACCAAAUCUUGGAGAGUAAUAACGGGAAUCCAGGACACACUUUGUUAAGUGCAGUCGGGCGGAAAAUUAAUAUUUUAAUAUAGAUAAUUAUAUUUACGAUUUAAGUACCGUCUAUGUUUAAUACGAAUUGCGAUAUCCUUGGAGCUAGUUCAUGGUGUAUGACGGUAUCCCGGGACCACACUGCUGACGCGACUCCCAUAGAGUACAGCUGACACCCGAGGUCAACGACCUACUGUACGUGUAAAGCAGCCUUUCUCAAAGUGGGCGAUAACGCCCCCUUGUGGUCGCUGCAGGCUUAAUGGGGGGCGGUGAUAGAUCCAGAAAAAAAUGGGGGCGUUGUGUAGAGGCUUGGGAGGCGAUUUUUAAUUUCAUCUAGGAGGACUCUUAGACACUGACUGAGCUCUCGCUAUAGUGGUUUUUAAGUAGGUGAAAAAAUGGGGGCGCUAAAAAAUAAUUUAUUCUCAAAGUGGGCAGUAGACAAAGAAGUUUGGGAACCACUGAUGUAAAGGAAAACUACCUUCUUUACAGAUUAUUUAUACACAUUAGAGGAUAACGAAAAAUAAACUUAAUAAAACAAUACAUGAAUAUUGCUUACAAGGAUAUAUUCAUUGCGUGGUCUCGUGGGAUGCCUGGAUGUUAAUUACGCAUUACUUUCGCUUCCCUUUCGCGCCGAGUACUAUAUAUUAUUCUGUUUGAACUCUUUGGGUUCGUCUCGUGUCCAAACACAUGAAGGGUGCGUUUAACGGGUGUUAGUUGCAGUUACUAAUCCAUUUUUGUGAAUGUCAUCAUCUACUUAGUGAAUUCACGUGAUUGUUAAUAAAAAUACAUGUCUAUUAAUUGAUCAAUUGAAUUAUUCAUGAAAAAAAUAAUAAUGUAUAAAAUUUAAUGAUUUAAUAAUAUCCAGUAGGGGCGUUAACCUA
Molecule: messenger RNA, 5558 nt
Organism: Bombyx mandarina (wild silkworm)
Lineage: Eukaryota; Metazoa; Arthropoda; Insecta; Lepidoptera; Bombycidae
Gene: Sec31
Product: COPII coat complex component secretory 31
Biological process (GO): COPII-coated vesicle cargo loading; endoplasmic reticulum organization; endoplasmic reticulum to Golgi vesicle-mediated transport
Cellular component (GO): COPII vesicle coat; endoplasmic reticulum exit site
Molecular function (GO): protein binding; structural molecule activity
Source: RefSeq, a predicted model, not a curated record